AAUACCUCCACGGCUUUCAGCUUUCAGCGAAUCGACAUCUAUCUGGGAUCCUGAUCAUCAUCCCAUUCGACUCUUGACAACAUCUCCAUCUUCAUACUCUUUUCAAAUCCCCUCUUUCCUAAACACACACGACUAAUAUCAAGGCGGUUUCUUCACUUGAAGCGAGACCUAGCCCAUUGGUCAUUCCUUCGAAGCAAUCUCAUUUCCCGUCUAUUUAGAACAGUGUAAGAUACCAUACCAAAAUGACUCGCUAUGCCGGCUCUACGCACCUUUCAGCUCAAACCCCUCAUCAACGUAUCAGGCGAGAUGUCUCAGACUCAGAUACAUUCUUCAUUCCCGACAGCUCUCCUUUAAUCUCAUAUGCCUCCUCAAGCUCCAGCUUAUCCCCCUGGACAUCAGGUUACUCUUUUCAAGCGGAUGGGUACGACGAGACAGUACAUCUCACAACGACCGAUAACUCUACUCUUUCAUUUAAUGUCACUGGUAAGUCUCAAAACUCUUGAUUAUCGCAUUUCUUUUUCGGGAACAACGAAAUUCCUUUGCUGCUUGACAUUGGUGGAGCAAGUCAACCUGGUCUUUAUCUCCAACCGCUCCAUGUUAUGUGAAUGCUAAGUUUCCCCCCUCGUGGCGCAUAGCCACCUCUCUCACCCUGCUCAUCCCCACCUUCUCAUCCUGCUCCGCCACUAUAUCCAUCAACGCCUCCACACCCAUUACCGCCUGCGCGUCCAACUCGACCGGUCAUGAAAUCCCUUACGCCCUCUCCUCCCUUCCUUCCGGGUCUCACCAAAUCACCUGGAACUCUGGUCCGAUCCCUCCCUCUGGACAGGUCAUCUUUCGGGGCAUUGAGGCGCAACGGCCUGUUGAACAGGGAGGGAGCGGGAAAGGAACGAAUGUGACGAUUGAUGAUACAUAUCUGUAUGGAUCGUAUCCAAACUCGGUGGAUCUAAAGUUUGAAGGGGAUUGGACGCAUUUGGGGAGCGGGAGGGGAAUGCAGACGAGUUUGAGUGAAGCGGGAAGUUUGGGGAAUGAUUUUAAUAAGACGUUGGCAGUAACAACUUCCAAAGGGGCUAGCAUUACUUUUUCAGGAAUGGGAUCGGCAAUCUAUUUAUACGGCACAAUCGGCCCCGAUUAUGGGUUAGCCCAGUUAUCUUUAAACGGAAAUGUUGUCGCGCCGUCUAUGAACUUGUCUUCACCUUGGUUGAUGGCGUAUGAGCUUCUAUGGUUCCGCACAGAUCUCGACAGCAGCCAGAUGACGAAUGUAACAAUGACCAACCUCGAUGAAAGCAAGAUGGCCCUGGAUUUUAUCAUCCUGACAGCAAAUGACAAUGCGUUAUCGGAAUUAUCUUCAGACAGCAGCAGUUCCUUCAUCUCCUCCGUCGGCGGUAAACUCAUUCUCUACCUCGCUAUGCCUCUUUCUAUCAUCUUCCUCAUCAGCGUGUUCUCAUUCUGGCUCAUCAGACGCCGGCGCCGGCUUCGUCGUCGUACUAGACCACGACUCCAAGAAUCGAUUUUAUCCUUGCACGCUUCUCCUUCUCCCAUCAAGGGUAGGAGCGAGAAGCAAUGGUAUCUCCCGUCUCCACGUCGACCAAGAUUGACACCAAGCGGCACAAGUGAUAGAUCCUCAUUGACGCUUAGUGUAGAAGAUGUUUUCAUUUCUUAUGAGGAAGCAAUGGGUAAGGAAUUGUCGAAUAAGUGGUACAAUAGCCCAACAACGCCUUGGCCUUCGUCCCAGAGGGGUAGAACGACUGAGAGAAGUGUGUUUGCAUCAGCAUUUGGGCUACCGACCGUCACUGAUGAGAUUACAUGGUCAGAGGGGUCCCAGAGUCCCGAGAGUCCUCAGAGAUCACAGAGAUCUGGACGUUCCGGUCGAUCUGGUUACUCUGAUCGAUCCGGGUCGAUUUCAAGGUUCGGAACGAGUAAUGGAAGGAGAGAGAGAGAUGAGGGAAUGAUGUCGGUGUUGGAGGAGAAUGAUGGAGCGACUACUACUUAUACAGAUAGCAGACGAACAACGGCGUUACCAGCAUACUCGCUAGAGGAAACGUUCAUGACGCAUUACACGCCUAGUGACGCUGAAAACUCCAUUACUCAUGGGACCCCAAUACAUGUCCAUUCGGCCAAUACAUCCCCCUCCAGCCGGUACCCUACUGUCGAACAGGAAAAAGUCACUCAGUUCCACACGUUCCGGGACGUAUCCUCCUCCCCCACCGCUUCUGUCCCAGGCCAUUCGGGCAAUACUACUUCCUCGUUUCGAUUUCAAAGGUUAUCGAGCGAUGAACCUCCUCCUAGCCCAAUGACGAAGAGAGCGAGUACGAUUGCUCCGAGCGACAUCAUCUCCAUCUUUGGGGUGCCCCCUGCAAGCGAGCGAAGAAUGAGCAUGAUGACCGACCAUACUUCCAACUCUGCUUGUCAUCCCUGGCUCUCCCUUCCCGGAUGUGCGGCAGGGGAAUUCCCGCCGCCCUUACCUACCAUCUCGACGUAUACCGGAUUCAAUUUGGCUUCUACUAUAACUUCUUCCGGUUCUGGAAGACCAACGCCAACCAUCAAUACCGAUAUGGAGCGCAAGGCGUUCGGGCUGCCGUAUAUGACUCCACAAUCGGUAUCAGGGUUGGGAUCAGGGGCAAGAUCGUCACGAAUCUUGACACCUCCCAAAAAGGUUCCUCCAUCCGCCUGGCCAACAGACACACCUCUCUCCCACUGUUCUUUCGAUACCAACCCUAUCUCCACCUCCACUUCGUACCCUACUUCCACUUUCACUUCCGAUUACACUUCCAUUUCUACUUCAUACGGCACACCCAAGGUUAUCCAUUUCACGACCACCCAUGCCAACCUUAUCCCCUGGGCACCGAUCCCUUACACUAUUCCUGUAUGUGAGAGUCCCCUUGCAGGUGUUGCUGGCAUGGGCGUGGACAUGAAUGGAGGAGGCGGAUUGGGGUGGCAUAAGCGUAGUUUGAGUAACUGGAGUCAUCUGACGGCGAGAAGUGCCGCGAGGCCGGAUAGCGAUGUUAUGCCGUUCGAGAGUUUUAUAUAUAGUUUAAAUGGGGCCGCAAUGGAGGAGGCGGAGAGGCAACGGGCUAGUGAAGGGGCGUAAAGGAGGCUAUCAUAAAGGAAAGAAGUGACGUUUGUGGGAUCUCAAACUGUGGACAAUCUGUUAAUUUAUCAUUUACAGCUUUAAUUUCAUUUUCUUGAUAAACACAUAUAAUUAGGAUGAAAAAUCAAUGCAAAUCAUACCAACUGACUCGUCAUGAUGAACUGAGAUGACUCAAGCCGCCUGUCCCUUUCCUGUUCCUCCGCUUAUUAACCUCCCAGCUGAAGCAGACCUUAGCAUGAUCAUGACUAAUCACUAUCACUAACAAUCUCUUCCUCACUCUCCCCCUCUUCUUCCUCUUCACUCAAUCCAAAAGUAUAUCCCUCCCGUUUCUCAAGGAACAUUGCUCCUCCAGCUUUCUGUACAGUCUCCCAUACUUUUUCUCCUUCUGCAAGGACACAAGGGAUCGUUUGGCGGGGGUAUGCUGUGACGAGCGUGAAUGGCCAAUCACCGACUUCUUCUUCCCCUAUGAUAUCUGAAAUACGAGUGCCAUUGGCAUUG
This is a messenger RNA of Cryptococcus deneoformans JEC21, 3586 nucleotides long. RefSeq lists its product as hypothetical. The transcript is spliced from 5 exons. Lineage: Eukaryota; Fungi; Basidiomycota; Tremellomycetes; Tremellales; Cryptococcaceae. The coding region runs from base 989 to 3088 and encodes 699 amino acids. The record is from RefSeq and is a predicted model, not a curated record.